CUUACUGCAGCUUAGAUUUUAAGGUUGAUAUAAGUACUAAAUUAAGUUUUCGCUCGGCAAGGAUUACAUUACCAUUAGCCGGGGAUGGCCGCCAUAAUUCGGUUUUUUAGCAAAAGAUUUCGACGAAACACGUCUGCUCCUACACCAAGUCAUGUUGAUGAGCCUAUAUCUGUCAACAAAAGCAAGAAAGUUAAAAAGUCAGAUAUCGAAUGUAAAGUAGCUUAUCUUGAUGGCACUGAGCAAAGCUUCUAUGUUUCAAAAAGUGCUAAAGGAUCUGAAUUGUAUGAUAUAGCGUUUGCAUAUGUUGCACUCGUAGAAGAAAAAGACUACUUUGGUUUGCAAUUUUUUAACGAUGUUCCGAUGUGGCUGGAACCAACAAAGGGAAUCAAGAAACAGUAUAAAAGUUUGUUAUAGUUGCAUGUCUUCGAUUUAUGAGUAAAUGUGUUAGUUACACAUUGCUGUAUUCAGCUAUAGCUUUGUUAAUCCUUUUAGUCUUGUUAUUUAUGUUUUGGCUGCAUACUAAAUGUGUAUCUGUUAUCAUUGAUUGUUCCAACAACCGUAAUUUGGAAGUUAGAUUUUAAGGAUAGUAAUGAACAUACAAAUUUAUUAGUAUUGCUUUAUGUAGUUAUUUGUCAAAUCACAAAAAUAUUUUCUAUUGUACUCGCCAACCUUACUUUAUAGUCUUUUUUGAUCACAACAAGUUAUUAGCAGGUAUAUGAAUGUUAUAAGAUGACGAAUCGAUAGUUUCAAAGUGAAGCAUAAAGAAUUCGUAAUAUUCACUAAACAUAUUCGGGUAUACGUCGGAUUUUUCCGAAUUAAGUUAUUUGAAUUAGUGAUACGCCUAGUAGGCCAACUGUUUAAACUUUGACGGCGAGACUACAACUUGUGGAUGAAUCAACCACAUUUUAGGUAGCAGAUUUUGGCUCGAAUUUCAUUAACUUAUUUGUCUAAAUACCAUUUUGGCAGUAUAGGUGUUGUCUGUUUGUGAUAAAAACAUUAAAUUUAAUUUCCAACCCCAACAUUCAGCUGUAAAUCCCAGUCCUAAUAUACAACCCACAUGUAACCCUGGUAAUUAGAUGAACGUUCCAAGGUCAUUUUAGAAUUGCUCAAAGUUCAUCCAUAAAUUAUAGUCUUAUGGAUAAACUUACUAAGUGGUGAUUUAAAUUUUGCAACGUUCCCUCUCGGUUUUACUUUCUUCAAUGUUCAGUGUGUAGUUCAAGGUGCAUUUGUAAUCGCUUUCAACUUGUAAAGCUGUUUUUCAAGAAAAUACAUUCAUAUGUGUAAAAGCUUUUAUUUGGUCUGGUUUCAGACCAUAUGAUGCACAGUGUAAACGGGAGCAAAGCUUAUUUAUAUGUAUAUAUAGUUUGAAUGUCAAUCAAUAUUGAAUCCAUUGCUUUACUGCUUGAGUUAUAAAAGUAAGGAGACAGCCAUUCGCCAAUUGUCAGAUUUGAAUAUUGCAAACCUUCACGGUAUGGGUGGUAUUGUUCGCGAAAGAAUGAUGACCUUUUGUUUAACGAAUUACUGAGUAUCGGUAUAUAAAGCUGCCUUUAUAAAACAAAUACGACUUGGAAAUAUAACAAGUAAUCCGGAUAAUUUGAUCGAAUAUUUAUUUCUAGAUAGAGUUUGUUUGACGUCCUGGUGCCAACUUACGUCACCUUUGGCGAAGGCGAGAUAUCCGUCUAUCAAUAAAAGGACGAGUAUACUGCGCGGCAGUUCGUUCUGUUUUAAUUUACGGCAGCGAAACAUGGCCAUUAAGAGUAGAAGACACCCGUGAGCUACUAGUAUUUGACCACAGAUGCCUUAGAAAUAUUGCUGGCAUCUACUGGGAUCACCGGAUAGAACGUCAAUUUCGUUUUCUCUAAAAGUCAAAUUCUUUGCAUCUGAUCCACAUAACUUACACGAUGAGUAUACACGUUAUCUUGUUGUGUUGCAACUACGUGAAGAUAUAUACAAAGGAAAAUUAGUGUGCAAUGAUUUACAACUUGCAGCCGAACUGGCGGCAUUGCUUCUCCAAGGUGAAUUCGGUGAUUAUGAUGAGAAACAACAUACACCAGUUUUUGUUUCAACAUUUCGAUUUUUACCUGAAGAAAAACAAACAGAAGAGUUUGAACUUUCAGUGUUGGAUAAGUAUAAAGCUUUAGCUGGUCGAAAUUUAACACCAGCCGCUAGCGAAUCAAUUUAUUUAGAAAAAGUCUGCUUAUUACCCGAUUAUGGAGUUGAAAUGCAUACAGUAAAGGGUAAAGAUAAUCAAUUAUACUCGCUUGGACUUACACCAACUGGUAUUCUAGUAUAUGAAGGACAGAAUAAAAUUGGCUUAUUCUCUUGGCCAAAAAUUUUAAAGUUAGAAAUGAAAAAGAAUAAACUCAAAAUUUUAGUUGUCGAUGAAGAUGAGACAAGUCAUAAAAUCACAGAACAUGCAUUUUGUUUUGUUUUAACGGAUAAUAAAAUGUGUAAAAUCUUGUGGAAAAGUGCCGUAGAACAUCAUGCCUUCUUUCGUCUUACUGAUCGUGUCCCAGCGGAACCAAAACAGAAACAACUAUUUCGAUUAAGAUCACGUUUUCAUCCAUCAUUUCAUACGGAAUAUCAAUUGCAUAAUUUAAAUAUGUUUGGAAGCAGUAGUUUUCGUAAACGUAAAAAGGCCAAUCCUACUGUUGUCAGUAGUGCUCCAACGUCACCGAACCCAGCAAAACCAUCUUCUCCGGUACCAGGCAAAUCAAGUGUACAACCGAUUUGUGGUAGUAAAGGUACUUCGUCAAGUUUUCGUCGUGUACCAAGUAAACGUUUUACUUCAAGACCAAGUUUUGCUAAACGUGAAACUAUUGAAGAUAAACGUGAUAGACGUGAAAGACUGCUCCAAUCUAAAGAACAAACAAGAAAAGACUUUUUCAAUGAAAUGAAUAAAACAAAUAAUAGUCAUGAUUUGUCUCAUUCAAAUAAAUCUACUCAUCAUACUAUGAAAACGCAGGCUUCAACUGUAGUUGUACAUCGUGAACGUGAAAAUCCACCGAUAUCUAAAUUACCUCCUACAAAACCUUCACCUAUGCCUAAACCAAAUGCAAUUCCAAAUUCUGGUCAAUAUGGAUCGUUGAAUGCACCGAGUAAACCGCCAAGAAAGCUUGAAAUGAAAAAUAGUAUUUCCUAUAAAAAUAAUAAUACAACAAACAGUAGUAAUUUCGGAAUUUCAACUGGAUCGAAACAAUGUUUUGAACAUACCGUAUGAUUUUAUCUGACUGACUUAUUCACAAGACAUAUUCACAUAACCCGUCAACUCAGUCAACCAACCAUAUACACGUAGAAUAGAGUCAUUAUGCAACACAAAUUAUCGAUUUGACUUGAAAUAUAUAUAUAUGGAUAUCAUUACUAUUAAAUGUAAUUUUUUAAAUUUUUUUUUGGAAGAUAAUAAGAAUCUUGAACAUUGAACUCUUUGUUUGUUUUAAUAAUUCGAAUAUGAAUUUCAAUUUUUAAACUCAUUAAUAGAUAUGUAAAUUUAUUAUAAUAUUACUAAUAAACAGUAAACAUUUUAUAAUUCUGGUAUAAGCUGUAAAAUACCGAUCUGUUGUGUUAUAUAUUCAUCUAUUGUAUCAUUCCAUAAAGGAUUUUUACUUAUCUAAACACACACACAGGCAAACAACACGCAUUUUCAUUGUUUCAAUUAUUCCGCUAUAAUAUUUUUUGUUUGAUUCAAUGAACCCACAUUUUUUUAAAUCGAUGAUUUGUGAGAUCUUUUUUAAAGAGCACAUCGAUCUUAGUAUUUCUUUGAUAUGAAAUUAAGUUAAGAGGAUAACAGGAAAUGAAAUUUAUCCAUUUUUGAUUUGAAUCUUCAAUAGAUGUGAUGUACGUUUUGGUAAAAUAAAAAACAAACGAACAAACAAACAACAGCAAUACAAACAAUUGAAUAAUGAAUGAGUUUCUCAUUGUUUUGCUUUUUUCCUCCCAGUUCGUCUAAGUAAAUCUGAACUGUCACUGUUAGGGAUUAUUGAACAGAUGUGUUCGUUUAUGUAUAUUUCAGACUUUAAUUUAUA
Molecule: messenger RNA, 4022 nt
Organism: Schistosoma haematobium
Lineage: Eukaryota; Metazoa; Platyhelminthes; Trematoda; Strigeidida; Schistosomatidae
Product: cGMP-specific 3',5'-cyclic phosphodiesterase, variant 2
Exons: 10
Coding region: 2222-3220 (332 amino acids)
Cellular component (GO): cytoskeleton
Source: RefSeq, a predicted model, not a curated record